This is a messenger RNA of Macrobrachium nipponense, 6085 nucleotides long. RefSeq names its product condensin-2 complex subunit D3-L-like. Gene Ontology annotation, molecular function: histone binding. Gene Ontology annotation, biological process: meiotic chromosome condensation; mitotic chromosome condensation. Lineage: Eukaryota; Metazoa; Arthropoda; Malacostraca; Decapoda; Palaemonidae. The record is from RefSeq and is a predicted model, not a curated record. Gene Ontology annotation, cellular component: condensed chromosome, centromeric region; condensin complex.
UCGGCCUCAGACAGAGGGGAAUGCCCUUAGGAGUCAGAAGUGUACUUAACAUCCGGUGUGAGAUGGUGCCAGGAACGCCCAGGAACUCUAGUAAUUCCCUCGGAAGUCUGUAAUUCCAGGUGUAAUUAAUCUCGUCGUUAACGUGUGUAAUGUAUUCAUCUAAAAUGGAGGUCGCUCGUCCUCUGGAGAUGAGGGAUUGAUCCCAGGCCUAGCUGCCUCCUCCGUGUACAGGAAUAAAAAUUGUGGACAGAGUACAAAGACAUUGAGGUUACAUUGGACCACCCUAUGAGUGCAGAAAACCUUGCAUCAGUGAAGGAAGAGUUCCAUACAAAGUAUCGAAGAUGGGGGAGAUGCAGAUGCGGGAAGUUGUUGACUUGUUGACUAAAUUUUCCAUUGAUAAGCUGAACAGUGAAUGGAUAAGAAAUGCAAUUGAUGCAGAUUUCACAGAAAUAGACGAUUUGCCGUCCGAUUUUGAAGAUUACCAUUGCAGUACAAACUUUCAAGGCUUAUUUGAUGCUGUGGUUGGGUCUUGCCGACAUUGGAUUGACAGCCUCCCUGUUGUUAAUGAUGAGAAUGAAAAGAGAUUGUCCAUUUCUAAUACAUGCACUUCUAAAUUGUCCAUUUCCAAUACAAGCACUUCUCAUUUGCAUGAUGGAUCACAGGCAGGCAAGAGAGAUUUACAUACUACCUUUUGGAUUGCAUUGGCUGAAAAUGUCAGUGUCAAAGGUUUGAAAGCUCUCCUGUUUUAUUAUAUCCACAGAGGGCAGAGGUAUGAUGCUCGAGAACGUGAAAGAGAGCACGGGAUUAAAUGUGCUAGCAUUUACUUUUUGCUGCUAUGUGUUCCAGGGAGUAAUGCCUUUAGGGUUUUCCAUCCUGUACUUUAUAUGAAAACAAUUGAAAUAUUGAGAUUAACAUUAAAACUAAGAGUGGGAGCAUCAAGUCCAGUUAAAAGAGGCCGGAGUCGUGGAAGUACUCGUAAGUCUCACGAAGAGCAGUCAAAUCAUGGUGAUGACGAUGAUGAUGAGGACUCUGAGAUGGCUAUGCUGACACCGGUGGAGGCAAACAAGCUUAUUAGGUCACUUAAUGUUCUUCUGAACGAUUUUCUCAGGUUGACACAGCGGUUUUCCUUUAAACAUUCAUCUGAGUGCCUUGAUGAAACAAUAAAUAUAUUAAUAGAUGUUUCCAGAUCUGAAACUCGGGAUGCACAGGGCAUUUUUUUGGGCCGACACGGUCCAUCAACUGUCACAGCAUUAGCUUAUAAUGCUUAUGUUGCUCUUCAGUCAAUUUGCAAUCCUAUACAUGGUAAGAUCAGUAGAAUUGUUAUCAUUAUCAUGAAACAUAUUAUGUACAAUAUUCUUAUGAUUUCUAGAGGUAGCUCAGAUUUAUCAUCUCGGGCUCUAGGGGUCAUAAGAGACCAUUCUCAGAUUUUUGUCAAGUAUUUACUGACUCAAGUGAAAGAAGACGCAUAUGAAGGAGUCUAUAUUCUUAUCCAGCACAUCUGUAUUCGCGUACCAGAUAAAGCAGAAUAUCGUCAGAAGACUGCCCAAUCUGUGGUUGAGAUUUUACGCUAUCUUCCAAUUCAGCUGUACACACGUCUUGUUAAGUGGUUCUUCAAGUUUUCCCACAAUGAGAGAGCAGGUCACAGAUUAUUUAUGCUGGAAGUUAUUGCAAAAAUGUUAGAUGAAAAAGAGAGGAUACAUGAAGGUGAAGAAAUCUGUCCUUCACAGUCUCCCACCACAAGAGAAAAUAGACCCGUGUCGAGAGGAUCGUCAGUGUCAUCAAGUGAAAGUGAUGAUGAUGGAGAUGAUGGCAGUUAUGAAGCUAAAGAGGGGAGAUUGAACAGUUUUCUGAAGGUGAAUGUUGAUCACCCAGUUGAAGUUCCUCCAGAUCGUAACAUCCUCUCGCAUAAGUUUCUUUUGGGUAUCAUUUUCUCCAGGUGCCGUGACAGUGGUGCCACUGUACGUGCUAAAGCUUUGGCAUUGCUGGCAGAGUGUACAUAUUCUAAGAAUCCAACCAUUAUAAUGGCUAUGAAGCAGAUAUUCUUUCGUAAUCGUCCGUUAAUGUUUACCACGCCUCACUUACCAAAUAACAACGUCAAUGCCGAGUCUCCGUUGGAAGGCGAAGGUGAGGAGGAUCUUGACCUCCCUAAUGCUGCUAUGGUGGUGUCGAUGCUUCAUCGCCGUGCCCUUGAUGACAAAGUGAUAGUUCGAAAGUCGGCCUUGCAAGUACUUGAGAACUUGAUGAAAUUGGACAAUGAAAUGCUGAAUGAUAAAAAUUUGGAGGUGUUGAUGGAACAUUGCCGAGAUCCUGCACUCUUGAUUAGGAAGCAGAUGAUCACCUCUCUCUCAGGGCUUGUGGAAUCUUAUACAGAAAAUGAAAGUGUGAUCACUUUCUGGAUAAAAGGAGUCUUUCCACUGAUACUGGAUCCAGAGAUUAAAGUACAAGAAAAAGUGAUAGAGUACAUUGAUCAGUUGCUGUUUAGAAGAUUGGUGCCUUACAACCAUCCUCUCAGAGGAACACCUGACCACAAACUCCCGUGGCUUAUAGUGUCUACUAUAACAAAGCUUAGCUUCCACAAAUUCUUGAAUAAAGCACUGAUGAUGUGGUCCAAAUCUGAGUACAAUAGACCCCAGGUAGUAAGAGUGGUGCGCUCUUACAUGGGUACCGAGUACAAUGAAGAGAUGUGGACGCUUUUGGCAUCUCUUUCCAACUACAUUGUCGUAACAGACGCAGGAUUUGUGGUGGACUACUUCGAAGAAAAGUGUCAGAUUGGAUCAAAGGUGGGAUCAUAUACCCUUCAGCAGGUGCUUAAAGUUCUGAGCAACAGUAUCAAACACAUUCCUGGAAACAGAGGGGAGGCUCUUCAUGAGCGUCUACUCCAUCCCGUUACCGGUUUUAAUGUGGAAGCCCAACUGAUAUCGUCUAUGAUGGACACUCUAACCUUAUUGACUUACAGCAUGCAUGGGGAUGAGGAGAAAGGUCUCAAAGCCUUGGAGAAAUGGGUUGCCCCUAUCCUGAAGUCCUGUGAUGACCAUCUGAAGAGUGUGCUCUUUGAAAAAUCAGUUCCCACAGAUGCUGAAGGAGAGGAGAAACUUUUCAGAAAUAUCUUCACCUUAGGGGAAGCAUCAUUGCUGUGCCCUCACAAGGUGAACCGCAGAAUGUUUUUAAUGGUUCAGAGUAUAAUUUUCCACCAGUCAAAAAGAGAAAAGUUGAGGACUCUCAGAGUCCCAUCUUCACAGACACAGAGUUCUCAGCCAACAGCCAUCUCUUAUAAGCCAACUACAAGAGUUCGGGCUGUAGCAGUUGUAACACUGGGCAAGAUGUGUUUGCAGCACGAAGACCAAGCUAAACGUAUAAUUCCAGCUCUUGGGAAAAUGCUAGAUACGCAUAUAUGCUCAGCACUGAAAAUCAACAUUGUAUUUACCUUGUCUGAUAUGUGUGUAAGGUAUGCAACUCUUGUGGAUCCCUUAAUGCCUCAAGUGACUGCCUGUUUGCGCGACCCAGAUUUGGAGGUCAGACGAACAACUCUCACUCUACUUAUAAAUUUGCUGCAAGAAGAUUAUCUUAAGCUGAAAGGAUCAUUCUUUUAUCGCAUUUUGCAGUGCCUUGCUGAUGAUCACGAAGAAGUACGCAGUACUGUUCUCUUUUACAUAACCGAGCGACUUUUGAAACGUUUUCCAAAGAUUUUGUGUCAGCACUUUAUAGAAUGUAUAUUUCAUUACAACUGCUAUGAGGAACAUGAGAGUUACAAUAGAUUUGCACAGAGUUCAAUAGAAAAAGAGCUGUUCUCUUUGGCUGGCAAGGAACAUACACAAGACAGAAUGAUGAUCUAUAAAUUCAUGUUAGAUCACAUGCCAGAUGAUCAACGAUUCACAACAACACAACGACUGUGUCAGGACAUUUUAGGUGGGGUAGUGGAUGGCCGUAUACAGCUCACUCCAAGUAGUUUACCAAUGCUUGAAGACACAUUGUCGGUACUGAGAUGCGACGAGAUCAAGUUAGCCUCUCUGAAAUCACGGCCAGAGGACGUUGAUCAACCAACAGAUCAGGCUGAACAGGCUGCUAUGGCUGGAAUGGUCAUUAAAAAGACUAUCAUUUCACAGGUGGUGAAGCGCAAUGUGAUUGAGAAUAUUGUUCCGAUUCUGAAGUUGCUGUUAAGGCAGAAGUUGGAGGAGCAAAAAUCGCCUCUCAUGAAGCAUCUACUCCUUUACUUGAAGGAACUUAUGAAGGACUACAAAAAUGAGAUAAAAGAAAUAUUGGCUGGUGACAAACAGCUUGCUCAGGAGAUCGAAUUUGAUUUAAGGAAAUUUGACCAAGAGCAGAAAGAAAAAGAGGAGGAAUUGCAGAGAAAAACAAUAGAAGAAAACAGACCUCAAGAGGAAAAAAAUAAAAGUGGAAAUAAUCAAGAAGAAAAUGCCAAUACCGAAGAACAAAUAAGUUUGGAAGCAUCCCUUGUAAAAGAUGCCCCAGAAUCAGCCUCAGCAGCUUCUCAGAGUGACAUUCAUAAACAGGCAUUGCUGAAUUCUAAGGCAGUCCUGAGUAGAAGGAAAAAUAGUAUUACCCCAGUGACCAAUGAUCAGGAUGAUUCAAGUCGGGGCAGUGUUGAAGAGGGGGUUGAUAUUUCAAAGGAUGCUGUGAAAGACUCUUCAUCCAAAAAUGAUGUUACAGGACGAGGAACUCGGAAGGCAAAAGCUUCUCUGGCUGGUAGUACCACAGGUUCUGAUGAAGAACUGGGUAAUAGUGGCAAUCCUGUGAAGGAACAGGACAAAGAUAAGAGUAAUAGUGGUAAUCCUGCUAUGGAACAGGAUCACAAUAAGGAAACAAAUGAGAAAAAUGGUACUUCUGCUGACCCUCAGCCCAUCAGGGCAGUUCCAAGAAAUAAUGAAAGAACACCAAAAAAGAAACUGUCAAAGAAAACUAGAGAGGAAUUGUUACGCGCCAUCAGCACUCCUCAUCACAAAUCUGGUGUGACCAGUAAUAUUACAUUUAUGGAAGAAAGUCUGGAUGUUAGUGCAAUAACCCUAGACUCAACUGUUGUUUCAGAUUCUACAUCUUGUGAACAACCUAAAUUGGUAUUGUGUCAUCAGAGUCCAGAAGCAUUUGCCAAGGAAUCAGAAUUCAGUAAAAUACGUAGAUCAAGUAGGAAGAGUGAGCAAAACACAGAGGCCAAGAAUAGACCAGCACAACCAGCUCAUAAAGGACCUUCAACGGAUUUGGAGCAAUCUCUCUCACAUUCAGAUUUCACGAUAGAAGCAGACAGUGACAACUUGGCACUUGCGAAAGAGAAACCCAGCCCUCAGAGGAGUAAAACGAGAGCAGCAGGGGAACCAGCGAGUAAAGGGAAAAGAACAAGAGACAUGACUUCUCUGAGUCCUGAUCCCAAAAGUGAUGGUAAUCACGAAGAUCUCAAAAACCCCAGGAAGAGAUCCAGUCAGAAACGAAAUAGGUAGUAGUAAAUAGGUUCUUGUACAGUAAGUAAUCUUUUAAGAAGUGUGUGCCUGCACAUAAAUUUACUUUGAAACACCAAAAAAUUAAUAUAUAUUUUUAUGCAAAUCUACAUUCCAUGUUUCUGUAAUGUACUUCAGUUGUCAAGUUGCAAUAUUAGAGAAAUCAUACAAGCAAAUUGUUUACUUUAAUUUUAAGGCAUAUGUCUUUUACUGUAGCAAGGCUCAAUUUUUUUUUAAAUCAAAUAAGUUCAUUUGGAGUUAUUUAUUUUGUUCUCAGGAAAUUUCAAACUUGACCUCUUUUAGAGUUGGUACAAUACAAACCAGAUGUUGGAAUGUGAACGGGUGGAUAAAUGUACUUUGGUCUUGAUUAAAUUAAGUAGAUUGUGUAUGUAAUGUUGCUUAUCAAUAGCUCGUAUUAUUGAUGUCGUUACAGACCUACAAACUUAUUUUUGUACUGUACAGUAUAUGAAUAUAUUUUAUUGUCAGCUAUCCAGAUGUUACUAUUUUGGAAGUAAAUAUUUUAAAUUUAACCUCUUUCUAAAAGAAAUUUUUUCCCGUUGUGUUUAUUGUCUAAAUACAGUAUUUGAAAACUUUACAGAUGUUUAUACACUAUGAAAUAUAUUGUCAUAGAAAUGUUA